AUGGCGGAAUCCAGCUCCCAACAACCACAGCAGCCCGCUGCGUCGCCAUCCCCUCCCCCGCCAGCACGAGCUCCUCAAACCCCAGGCCCGCGAGCAUCUCGCUUGAAUCAGAUUUUCGACCAGGCGCUGGCACGCACACUGCGCGCAAACUCAUACCAGAACUUUGCAAGCUGCUUCCCCACUCCUGCGCGCCAUGUUCCGGCGAGUUUGGAGGGUGUCUGGCGACAGCUGAAUGCGAAACUGGAAGCGAAUGCCAAGGCUGAGUUCGAGGAUAUUAUUGACGAGAGGGAUGCGGUGCCACACUUGAAUGAGCUUGAUCGGUUAGUCAGCGACGCAAAGGCCAGGAAAGAACAAGCGACUGAGCACGCCGGGGAACAGGAACAUGUAGUGCCGCAUACACUCGGCGCAGAAGAGUUGUAUAAAGCGCAUAUCACGCCGUUCCUUCAGGAAGCGCAGUCGACCCUAAAUACCCGGCUCGAAGCCACGAAUGCGGAAAACGCGGAGCUCUCACAGACCGUGCAGGCACAGCGGCUGGAAAUCGAGCAAUUGUUGUCGCAGCUUGGAUUGGUUGUGUCGGAUAUUGAGGGUGCUGCUACGGCAGCCACGCAGUUCAGCAAAGAGCACCAUAUUCGCCAGGACGCGGUUCAAAUGGACAGAGAAGUGAAAGCUCGUCGCGGCCUGUGA
Molecule: messenger RNA, 684 nt
Organism: Penicillium brevicompactum
Lineage: Eukaryota; Fungi; Ascomycota; Eurotiomycetes; Eurotiales; Aspergillaceae
Product: PMF1/NNF1 family protein
Exons: 2
Coding region: 1-684 (227 amino acids)
Biological process (GO): chromosome segregation
Cellular component (GO): MIS12/MIND type complex
Source: RefSeq, a predicted model, not a curated record